UCCACCACCCCAACCUCUUUUACAACCGUAUAUACAUAUUACGAAUAAGUAUUUAAUACAAAUUGUACGUGGUAGGCUAUGGAUCAUAAUUGCAGUUCCAUGGCCCUCCCUUUUGGUAAUUUUCGCCAUUACCUUUACCUGCCCUGAGUGCUCACCUCUAUUUAAACACAAGUCCGAUAUUGCUUCUUACUCACCUUGUCCUCACUCUCUUGUCACUCCCAUCAUUCUUUUUUAUUUCUUCUUUUCCUUUGUGCGCCGAAAUUUAUAAGCUUAAAAUAGAAGCAAACAAUAUGAAAUCUACAAACAUGAAUGGUUCCUCUCCAAAUGUGUCGGAGACCGGUCGGACCAUUGUUAUAGGCUCGAGUGGGUUUAUAGGCCGGUUUGUUACGGAAGCCUGCCUAGACUCAGGCCGGCCUACAUAUAUUUUGGUCCGGUCUAGUUUGAACUCUCCCUCCAAAGACUCCACCAUCAAGUUUCUUCAAGACAAAGGAGCUACCAUUGUUUAUGGUUCUAUCACCGACAAAGAAUUCAUAGAGAAUGUUUUGAGAGAACAUAAGAUAGAAGUUGUAAUAUCUGCGGUCGGUGGGGAGGGCAUCAUGGAACAGUUAAAUCUGAUAGAGGCUAUUAAGAAUGUUGACACUGUCAAGAGGUUUUUACCGUCGGAAUUCGGGCACGACAUAGACAGAGCUGACCCAGUGGAGCCGGGGCUAACCAUGUACGAACAAAAGAGGAAGAUUAGGAGGCAGAUAGAGAUGUCUGGAGUUCCAUACACUUACAUUUGUUGCAAUUCCAUUGCUGCUUGGCCUUACCAUGAUAACACUCACCCAGCAGAUGUUCUCCCACCCCUUGAUAGGUUCCAAAUCUACGGAGAUGGCACUGUCAAAGCAUACUUUGUGGCGGGUACUGACAUCGGCAAGUUCACAAUCAUGUCCAUUAACGAUGAUCGAACGCUCAACAAAACUGUCCAUUUUCAACCUUCAAGCAACCUACUAAACAUGAACGAGAUGGCUUCACUAUGGGAGGAGAAGAUCGGCCGCACGCUUCCUAGGGUCACCAUCACGGAAGAAGAUCUGCUUCAGAGGGCCCAAGAGAUGCGGUUCCCACAAAGUGUUGUAGCAGCGUUAACUCACGACAUUUUCAUAAAUGGCUGCCAAAUAAACUUCAUCUUGGACAAGCCAACUGAUGUUGAAGUCUGCUCUCUCUAUCCAGACACUGCUUUUCAAACCAUCUAUGAGUGUUUCGAGGACUUUGCCAAGAAGAUAUUGGAUAAUGUUAAAGCGGUGAGCAAGCCAGAGCCUGCGAGCAACAAUGCUACAUUUGUGCCCACUGCCAAACCAGAAGCAUUGGCUAUCACCGCGAUAUGCACAUGACAAAUAUCUCACUCUAUCGGCUUUCACUUCAAUAAUUCUUUUACAAGUUAUUUUGUUUGUAAAAUGGAAAGAUCGAUGCUACUGUUGCCAGUUUUCU
Durio zibethinus is the source of this 1467-nucleotide messenger RNA. RefSeq names its product leucoanthocyanidin reductase-like. Gene Ontology annotation, molecular function: oxidoreductase activity. The record is from RefSeq and is a predicted model, not a curated record. NCBI's taxonomy places the organism in Eukaryota, Viridiplantae, Streptophyta, Magnoliopsida, Malvales, Malvaceae.